AAAGGUAUUUAUAUCAGAUGUUCAAAAACCCUAAAUCGCGUUUCGUCUCCCAAAUCUGCCGCCGCCAUCGUUGAUCCUGUAAUGGAUUCUAGUUACUCUGAUUCUCGUCCCAUGUUCGUGCAAUCGCCUUAUGGUGGUUGGAAUCAAACUCAGAUGAUUGAUUCGAUGGUUAAUCCGAUGAACAACGAACAAGUCGACUUGCACUCACAAUCUGAAUCACAGUCACAGUCACAGUCACAAUCUCAGCCUCCUCAGCAGUUACAGCCUUCAUUGAAAAGGCCAAGACUUGUCGACGAUAACUUGUUUAAUCCGGCUUCGUCGUUUCCUCCAACGAGUAACAACAACAACCCUUCGAUGGUUCCAUCGUUAAACCCUCCUCCUGUCAACAAAGGGACGGCUAAUAUUUUCUACAAGACGAGAAUGUGUGCGAAAUUCAAGGCAGGGACUUGUAGGAAUGGAGAGCUUUGCAAUUUUGCUCAUGGAAUCGAGGAUCUGAGGCAGCCUCCAUCGAAUUGGCAGGAGAUUGUUGGACCUCCUGUUCAAGACAGGGAGAGAGAGAGGGAAAGGGAGAGGGAAAGGGAAAGGGAGAGACCGUCUUCUGUCUCUGUUGGGAAUAAUUGGGAAGAUGAUCAGAAGAUAAUCCUGAGGAUGAAGCUUUGCAGGAAGUUUUGUUUCGGUGAGGAGUGUCCUUAUGGGGAGAGGUGCAAUUUCAUUCAUGAGGAUCUUUCAAAGUUUCGUGAGGAGUCUGGAAAACCGAGGGAGAGCUCGGUGAUAAGCGUUGGUACUAGUGUUGCUGAUUCACCAUGUGUUGAGAAUGGUACUACUGCUUAUAACCAAAUCGAUGUAAAUAGACAAGGAGGCAUCCCUGUACCUGCACCUAUUAACAGUAAUGGUGGUGUCAAGUUCUGGAAGACGAGGUUGUGUAUGAAGUUUGAGAUUGGUCAAUGUCCUUUUGGCGAUAACUGCAGCUUUGCUCAUGGCCAAGCAGAGUUGCAUAAUUCUCUUGGAAGGGUUGAUGGAGAAGCUGUGAACGCAGUAGCGUCUGUGAUUAAACAAACGGUGGCACCUGCAAAUGAAGCAUUUGCAAUGAAACCAACUGCACAAGUAACAGCAGAUUCUUCUGGCCUUAACGAUGAAGGGCGUCGAAAGAAGUGUUUGCUCAAGUGGAGCGACUCCAAGAAGAUUAAUCGAAUCUAUGGAGACUGGAUCGAUGAUUUACCGGUGGGUCAAAAGUCGACCAAACCAGUACAGAGCUGAGUUUCUAGUCUGGUUCCAUUUUGUCUUGUCUUUGAUGAUCAAAGUUGAUAAAGCUUUGGUCGAAAAUUUUGAACAGUAGAAUUAUCUUUUAUCUGGCUUCAUAAUUAAUUCUUUGAUUCGCUAUGUUCUGGCUAAAGAACAUACAUAUAGCUUGUUUUAAUCUUUGAUUAGAUAAUUGGCUUGGAUCACUAUAUAGCUUCAUCUAUAAUCAAUUUUUCGAAUAA
Messenger RNA from Eutrema salsugineum, 1481 nucleotides. RefSeq names its product zinc finger CCCH domain-containing protein 39. The transcript has 3 exons. Bases 82 to 1257 code for a protein of 391 amino acids. Gene Ontology annotation, molecular function: mRNA binding; metal ion binding. The record is from RefSeq and is a predicted model, not a curated record. Lineage: Eukaryota; Viridiplantae; Streptophyta; Magnoliopsida; Brassicales; Brassicaceae.